AUGGCAGAUGACAAUUACACACGGGACGAGGAGGAUUUUGAUGAGGAGGAAGUUGAUGAGACCAGCUACCGAUCAGUCAAAGAUGCUGUCUUGUUUGCAAUCGAUAUUAGCAGCUCAAUGCUGACUCCCCGCCCGUCCAAGGAUGCUAAGAAACCCACCGAGGUAUCGCCCGCCUCUGCUGCUCUCAGAUGCGCAUACCAUUUGAUGCAACAACGCAUCAUUUCGAACCCUCAUGACAUGAUUGGCGUCUUGCUCUAUGGUACCGAAUCCUCCAAGUUCUACGACGAGGAUGGAAAGAGCCGUGACGACUUAUCCUACCCACAUUGCUACCUAUUUACUGAUCUCGAUGUUCCAUCCGCCGACGAGGUGAAGGCACUUCGAGCGCUUGCAGAGGAUGAAGAGGAGGCUCGUAAGGUACUCAAGCCAUCUGAAGAGCGAGUUUCUAUGGCCAAUGUACUGUUCUGCGCAAACCAAAUUUUCACCUCGAAGGCUCCAAAUUUCCUCUCACGACGACUGUUCAUCGUCACAGACGAAGAUAACCCCCACGCUGAAAGCAAAUCCCUACGCUCAGCUUCGUUUGUUCGAGCGAAAGAUCUCUAUGACCUUGGCGUGGCAAUUGAUUUGUUUCCCAUUUCACGACCGGAUCACGAGUUCAACACCUCUAGGUUCUACGACGAUAUCAUCUACAAAACAGCGCCCAGUGACGGCGAAGCGCCUGCCUAUCUGAAGCCAGAUACAAACACCGCGACGGCAACAGGGGACGGCAUUUCAUUACUCAAUUCCCUCUUGUCAAGUAUCAACUCACGAUCUGUAGCUCGACGGUCGCUCUUCACGAACGUGCCAUUGGAGCUUGGCCCCGAUUUCAGAAUCUCCGUCAACGGUUAUCUUCUGCUCAAGAAGCAAGAGCCGGCGCGCAGUUGCUAUGUUUGGCUCGGCGGAGAGACCCCACAAAUCGCCAAGGGUAUCACGACUCAAAGCGCAGAUGAUACAGGACACGUCGUAGAGAAGUCGGAGAUCCGUAAGGCAUACAAGUUCGGAGGUGAACAAGUCACAUUCACGACUGAAGAGCAACAAGCCCUCAGGAACUUUGGUGAUCCCAUAAUCCGAAUCAUCGGUUUCAAACCCCUCUCCGCUCUGCCUAUCUGGGCCAAUGUCAAGCAUCCUACUUUUAUUUAUCCUUCGGAGGAAGACUACAUCGGCUCGGUUCGCGUUUUCUCAGCACUCCAGCAAAAGCUUCUCAAGGAUCAAAAGCUGGCUCUUGUCUGGUUUAUCCCUCGCAAGAAUGCUACCCCAUGCUUGGCUGCUAUGGUUGCUGGCGAAGAAAGAGUGGAUGAAAAUGGUGUCCAAAAAGUACCACCGGGAAUGUGGGUGAUACCUCUGCCGUUUGCCGAUGACGUGCGACAGAAUCCAGAAUAUGCCCGACAUGCUCCCCCAGAUGAUCUGGUAGACGCGAUGUGCAACGUCAUUGGACAACUCGAGCUUCCAAAAAAAGUCUACGAUGCUCAAAAAUAUCCAAACCCUCCUCUUCAAUGGCAUUAUCGUAUCUUACAGGCUCUGGCUUUGGACGAAGAUGUUCCCGAAACGCCAGAUGAUAAAACCAUCCCCAAAUUCCGACAAAUUGACAAGCGCGCCGGCGACUAUGUUAUGACGUGGUCCGAACUGGUCGAUGAGAAUGCGAAAAGCAUGUUUGGUGGAACUGCGGCAACAAAGUCAACCCUAGUCAAGCGAGGACCAAAGGAUCAAGAUGCCGGGAAUCCUCCAAGCAAGCGAGUGAAAGUCGAGGGUGGGACUACCAACCUCGACGACGAUGUCAAAAGGAGCUUUGAAAGGGGUGCGGUCGCGAAGCUCACUAUGCCCAUCCUGAAAGAGUUCCUGACCGCUCAUGGCCGUGCCACAGCUGGGAAAAAGGCCGAUCUCGUUGACCGAGUGGAGCAAUUCUUUGAGGAGAAGAUCUGA
Penicillium waksmanii is the source of this 1956-nucleotide messenger RNA. RefSeq lists its product as uncharacterized. The record is from RefSeq and is a predicted model, not a curated record. Gene Ontology annotation, cellular component: Ku70:Ku80 complex; nucleus. Gene Ontology annotation, molecular function: double-stranded DNA binding; damaged DNA binding; DNA helicase activity. Bases 1 to 1956 code for a protein of 651 amino acids. The transcript is spliced from 6 exons. NCBI's taxonomy places the organism in Eukaryota, Fungi, Ascomycota, Eurotiomycetes, Eurotiales, Aspergillaceae. Gene Ontology annotation, biological process: telomere maintenance; double-strand break repair via nonhomologous end joining; cellular response to X-ray.